GGGCGGACUCGAGGACGCGGGCGGGCGGCUGCGACGCCGCGUUGGGUCGCGCUCGGCGGGUAGGCCGCGGUGGCCACAUCAGUGCUGACGUGGGGCGACGUGGGCCGGCGCCGGUCCCGGUGGGGCUCGUCGUCCCACCUCCUUGCGUCCGUAAGCAGUGACGAGGCCCACUACGUAAAUCGCUUCGCGUUGGGAUAAAUAAAGAAGAAAACGAAGGAGCAAAGCAUUGACUACAAAUGUCUUAAUGAGAAAAUGUGGCAGGAAAAAAAAUAUAUUAAAACAAAUCUAAGACAAAUGACCAUGGAAACAAUUGACUCUCAGCAGGAUGGAAGUAUACCACAUUCUGUGGCAGAGAGCAAAUCUGCUCGCAUGCAGAAGCAGACUGGUCAAAAUUCAAUCCCCACUUUAGCUCAGGUAGCAACAAUUGCAGAGACAGAUGAGUCUGCAGAAUCAGAAAGUGUAAUUGAUUUUCAUAAACGCAGAGGAAUCCUUUCACGAAGACCCUCUUACAGAAAAAUACUGAAUGCACUUUCCUCUGAUGUGCCUGGUGUUCCCAAGAUUGAAGAAGAACAAUCCGAGGAAGAAGGAACGUCACCUAAUAUCGCUGCUAUGGCAGUGCCAACUAGCAUAUAUCAGACUAGCACGGGGCAAUACAUUGCUAUAUCCCAAGAUGGAGCAAUCCAGAUUUCUAACCCAGGAUCUGAUGGUGUUCAGGGACUGAAGGCAUUAACAAUGACAAAUUCAGGAGCUCCUCCGCCAGGUGCUACAAUUGUACAGUACGCAGCACAGUCAGCAGAUGGCACACAGCAGUUCUUUGUCCCAGGCAGCCAGGUGGUGGUUCAAGCCACCACUGGUGACAUGCCGACUUACCAGAUCCGAGCUCCAACUACUGCUUUGCCACAGGGAGUAAUGAUGGCUGCCUCGCCGGGAAGCCUGCACAGUCCCCAGCAACUAGCAGAGGAAGCAACACGCAAACGAGAGCUGAGGCUAAUGAAAAAUAGGGAAGCUGCUAAAGAAUGUCGACGUCGAAAGAGAGAAUAUGUUAGAAGUCUGGAGAGUCGAGUUGCAGUGCUAGAAGUUCAGAACAGGAAGCUCAUAGAGGAACUGGAAACCUUGAAAGACAUUUGCUCUCCUAAAACAGAUUAGUAGAAAUAUUUAACUAUGAACUGAUUGCAAUAUGUACAGUUGCUUUUGAAGGCAAUACAAUAUAAAGCCGGCAAGAAUUAUGGCUUUUUUUUCCGUUUAUCAUUCAUCGUGUUUUCUAAUCUCUAACAUUCCCAAACUGCUUCACUGUACGUAGUUAACUCUUAGCUGUAACUUCAAUUUUUUAAAAGAGGCAAACUGUAAAAAAAAAAAAAAAAGUAGUAUGUAACAAAUUCUUAAAAUGCAACAUUUGUAAGGCUUGUUCCAGUGCCACAUAUUUGCAGUUCCCGAUCUCUGUGUCAUGAACAGUGUCCUAUGCAAUAAAAAUUUUUUGCAGGUCUUUAAAAAUCAUUUUAGGAAAGGAUGAUCAAAGAUAAUGCAUCCAGCAGUACAAUAAAAGUAAACCACAAAAAAUACCUCAGGAAAGAACUGAAAGAAUUGAAAGAAUCUAAUGACAUGCCUAUGUGAAAAUAAUAGCCUAUAAAUGAACUUAUGGCAUUUGCAGAUUUUUAUAUUGGUUGCUUUGUAAAGAAAAUAUUGUAUUGCUGUCCUUGAAUGCCAUAGUUGAAGAGAGUUUUUAAUAGAGCCAUGUUGGUUACACUUUGUAGUGUUUGGUGCUCAUUUAACUAUCUGAACAUAUACUACAGUUUUUACUCUUGUGUAACAUAAAAGAUCUUGCAGAAGUUUUUAGUGUCGGUUUGCUAUUCCAUGAUGAACAUUAACGCACAGUUUACUAUCUGUCCUGAUUUAAAGGUUUAAGUUAGAGUCGUAUUUGCAUACCUUCA
This is a messenger RNA of Mesoplodon densirostris (Blainville's beaked whale), 1928 nucleotides long. It is a transcript of the gene CREM, whose product is annotated as cAMP responsive element modulator. Lineage: Eukaryota; Metazoa; Chordata; Mammalia; Artiodactyla; Ziphiidae. The coding region runs from base 253 to 1146 and encodes 297 amino acids. Gene Ontology annotation, biological process: regulation of transcription by RNA polymerase II. The record is from RefSeq and is a predicted model, not a curated record. The transcript has 8 exons. Gene Ontology annotation, molecular function: DNA-binding transcription factor activity, RNA polymerase II-specific; protein binding; RNA polymerase II cis-regulatory region sequence-specific DNA binding. Gene Ontology annotation, cellular component: ATF4-CREB1 transcription factor complex; nucleus.